Molecule: messenger RNA, 921 nt
Organism: Colletotrichum siamense
Lineage: Eukaryota; Fungi; Ascomycota; Sordariomycetes; Glomerellales; Glomerellaceae
Product: S-methyl-5'-thioadenosine phosphorylase
Exons: 3
Coding region: 1-921 (306 amino acids)
Biological process (GO): nucleoside metabolic process
Cellular component (GO): cytosol
Molecular function (GO): S-methyl-5-thioadenosine phosphorylase activity
Source: RefSeq, a predicted model, not a curated record
AUGGCCGACCUUCCUACUACCUUCGACCGCCCCGUCCACAUCGCCGUCAUCGGCGGCACCGGCCUCGGCAAGCUCGAGGGCUACACGCCCGUCGCCGCCCUGAACCCGACGACGCCGUGGGGCCAGCCGUCCUCCCCGAUCAUGAUCCUCGAGCACGCCGGCGUGCCCAUCGCCUUCCUCGCCCGCCACGGCCUGCACCACCAGUUCGCGCCGCACGAGGUGCCCGCCCGCGCCAACAUCGCCGCCCUGCGCUCCAUCGGCGUCCGCUGCGUCAUCGCCUUCUCCGCCGUCGGCUCCCUGCAGGAGGAGAUCAAGCCCAUGGACUUCGUCGUCCCGGACCAGGUCAUCGACCGCACCAAGGGCAUCCGCCCCUUCACCUUCUUCGAGGGCGGCGUCGUCGGCCACGUCGGCUUCGCGGACCCCUUCGACAAGGGCCUGGCUGAGGUCGUCAAGAAGUGCGCCGCGCAUAUGCAGGGCGACGGCGUCGUGCUCCACGACAAGGGAACCAUCAUCUGCAUGGAGGGCCCCCAGUUCUCGACCCGCGCCGAGUCUCACAUGUACCGCUCCUGGGGCGGCAGCGUCAUCAACAUGUCCGCCCUCCCCGAGGCCAAGCUCGCGCGCGAGGCCGAGAUGGCCUACCAGAUGAUCUGCAUGGCCACCGACUACGACUGCUGGCACUCGUUCGAGGACGUCGACGUCGCCAUGGUCAUGAAGUACAUGGCCGCCAACGGCGAGAACGCCAAGCGCCUCGUCGGCGGCGUCCUCGACGAGCUGGCCAAGCAGGAGCACAGCGAGAUGGUCCUGGCCAAGCACUGGGAGGGCGCGUCCCAGGGCGCCGUCAAGUUCAUGACCAAGCCCGAGGGCCGCAACCCCGAGGCCAUGAAGAACGUCGAGUUCCUCUUCCCCGGCUUCUGGAACUAA